AAUUUCUCGCUUCCAUAGCUAACUCCUUGGAAAGCCUCUCUCUCUCUCUCUCACACAUUUUUCUCCGUCUUCUCUGUGUUCUUGUUCUUCUCCGACAUCAUCAGCUACCGUCUUCAGUGUUGUUGUCUGUAAACUUUGAAAUUGAAAGUUUCACCGGAAUUAUCCUGUAUAUACCACCUAUGUACGUUCGUCGGUGAUCCAAGUGUUUCUUCUUGAUUCUUAUUCUGAUUCUAGAGAUCUGUGUUUCGUGUUUCAUCCUUUCUCGUUCUUUCGUCAAGAAAUUCUCAAGUGCCAGAAAAAAUGAAGCGGAUAAGAGAUGAUGUGUAUGCCUCUGGGUCUCAAUUCAAACGACCUUUGGGUUCUUCCCGGGGCGAAUCGUUUGGACAAUCUCACAUCCCAACUGCUGCUGCUGCUGCUGCAGGAGGAGGAGGAGGAGGAGGAGGAGGAGGAGGAGGAGGGGGGGACGUUGGGGAUGGGGGAGGUAGCGCUCAGAAAUUGACAACGAAUGAUGCGUUGACAUACCUGAAGGAAGUGAAGGAGAUGUUUCAGGAUCAAAGGGAGAAAUAUGAUACGUUUCUUGAGGUUAUGAAAGACUUUAAGGCUCAAAGGACCGACACAGCUGGUGUGAUUGCACGGGUGAAGGAGUUGUUCAAGGGACAUAACAAUUUAAUAUAUGGAUUUAAUACCUUUUUACCUAGGGGAUAUGAAAUAACACUUGCCGAAGACGAAGUUCUGCCAAAGAAGACUGUUGAAUUUGAAGAAGCCAUAACCUUUGUGAAUAAAAUCAAGAGGCGGUUCCAACACGAUGAUCAUGUCUAUAAAUCCUUCUUGGAUAUCUUGAACAUGUACCGGAAGGAGAACAAGGAUAUCAACGAGGUCUACAAUGAGGUUUCUACUCUUUUUGAAGACCACCCGGAUUUGCUUGAAGAGUUUACUAGGUUUUUGCCAGAGUCCUUGGCAUUCCACUCAGUACAAAUUCCCCAGUUUAGCCGGGAUCAGGCACAACCCUCUAAUGAUCGGGGAUCAGGUCCUCCUCCUGUGCGUCAAAUACAAACGGAGAAGGAACGUCGACGAGAAAGAGCUGUUGCUUCCCGGGGUGACCGUGAUCAUAGUGUUGAUCGUUCUGACCCUAAUGAUGAUAAGGUGACGGUGAAGAUGCAUAGAGAGCAGAGGAAACGUGUUGAAAAGGAUAAUAGAGAAAGGAGAAAUCGGGAUUUGGAUGAUAGAGAGACACAGCAAGAUAAUUUACAACACUUUUCAGAGAAAAGGAAGUCAUCCAGAAGAACUGAAGGUUUUGAGGCCUACUCUGGUCAUGCUUCAUAUUCUGAGAAAGAUAAUUUGAAAAGCAUGUACAACCAAGCAUUCGUCUUUUGCGAGAAAGUCAAAGAGAGAUUAUGCAGUCAAGAUGAUUACCAGACCUUUUUGAAGUGCCUCAAUAUCUUUAGCAAUGGGAUAAUCCAAAGGAAGGAUCUGCAGAGUUUGGUUUCUGAUCUCCUUGGAAAAUACCCCGAUCUCAUGGAUGAGUUCAAUCAAUUCUUUGAGCGUUGUGAGAGUAUCGAUGGGUUCCAGCACCUUGCUGGUGUUAUGAGCAAAAAAUCGUUUAGCAAUGAAGAACAUCUAUCCAUGUCAAUGAAGGUGGAGGAAAAAGAAAGAGAACACAAGCGUGAUUCAGAGGCUGGUAAAGAAAAGGAGCGUUACAGGGAGAAGUAUAUGGGAAAAUCUAUUCAAGAGCUUGAUCUAUCUGAUUGUGAACGUUGCACUCCAAGCUACCGACUCCUGCCUCCAGAUUAUCCAAUACCAUCUGUCAGCCAAAGAUCAGAGCUGGGAGCUGAGGUUUUGAAUGAUCACUGGGUUUCUGUCACGUCAGGAAGCGAAGAUUACUCUUUCAAGCACAUGCGGAGAAACCAGUAUGAAGAAAGCUUGUUCAGAUGUGAAGAUGAUAGAUUUGAGUUGGACAUGUUGUUGGAAUCUGUGGGGUCUACUGCUAAACGUGCAGAGGAUUUGUUGAACACCAUCACUGAGAACAAAAUAAGUUUUGAUGGUUCCUUCCGGAUGGAAGACUACUUCACUGCCCUGAAUUUGAGGUGCAUAGAGAGACUUUACGGCGAUCAUGGUCUUGACGUGAUAGACAUAUUACGCAAGAAUCCAGCUGCUGCACUUCCUGUUAUUUUAACUCGACUUAAGCAGAAACAAGAUGAGUGGACAAAAUGUCGUGAAGACUUUAAUAAGGUCUGGGCAGAUGUUUAUGAUAAAAACCAUUACAAAUCCCUUGACCACCGCAGCUUCUAUUUCAAGCAGCAGGAUUCAAAGAACUUGAGCAUGAAAUCUUUGGUGUCUGAAAUUAAGGAGCUGAAAGAGAGGUCUCAGUUGGAGGAUGAUAUUCUCCUAUCAAUUUCUGCUGUUUACAGACAACCCAUAAUUUCACACCUUGAAUAUGAAUUCUCUGACGGAAGUAUUCAUGAAGACCUGUACAAACUGGUCCAAUUUUCAUGUGAAGAGAUAUGUUCUACAAAAGAGCAGCUUAGUAAGGUUCUGAGGCUCUGGACAAACUUCCUGGAGCCAAUGCUGGGUGCUCCUCCCAGGUCGAAGAGCACAGAAUCUGUUGAAGAUGUUGCAAAAGCCAAGCAUCCCGAUGUGAAUCACAGUCCAUCCGCCAAUGGGGAAGCAAAUAUUAGCUCUAGAGCUGAUCCAGCAGGGUUGGGUUCGAGACAACUAAAAUUUGCUGUUAAUGGAGACGAGUAUGCCUCAUCUGGGGCUUCCAAACAUGGCGGGAUUGGUUUGGGAUGUAGGGAUUCCUCAGGGAAAGAAACUCAUAAAGAUGUCGAUGCUGCCACUAAGGAUGAUGCUACCUGCCCUGAUGUUAAACCUCAGAAAGACCAAGAGAUCAUAAACGAGUCUGAUAAAAGAUCAGGAAGCGGAGAUAUGGAAGUUGAUGAAAGAGUAGCCACUUCAAAUGCACCAUCUUCAAGUGGGGUAGAAAACACUAAUGGUAAACUAGGAAGCGGAGAUAUGGAAGGUUCUCUUGGUAUUCAACCAAGACCAAAUGACUUCACCAAGAUACAUCAUGGGGUAGAUAACACAGAUAUUGAACGUUCAACUCAGGGUGGAGACGUUGGCAAAUCAAUGGUUUUAGCAAAUGGAAUAUUAUCGGAUGCUUCUAAAGUCGAUAGGAAUUAUAAUGAAUUUAUUGGCCCAUCCAAAGUUGAGAAGGAAGAAGGUGAAUUGUCACCUAAUGGUGAUUUCGAGGACAAUUUUGGUGUUUAUGGAGAUCUAGGUGUGAAGUCCACCCCCAUAGAGCAGUCAGCUGAGGCUGAAGGAGAAAAUGAUGAAGAUGCUGAUGACGUGGAUAGUGACAAUGCUUCUGAGGCUGGUGAGGUUGCAUCAGGAACAGAAUCUGGUGGUGAUGAAUGCUCACAGGACGAGAAUGGAGGGGAGGAAGAUGGUGGACAUGAUGAAGUUGAUGGUAAGGCUGAGAGUGAAGGAGAAGCGGAGGGAAUGGACUCACAUCUUGCAGAAGGAGAUGGUGGUUUGCUUCCAUUGUCAGAACGCGUUCUUUUGUCUGUCAAACCUCUUUCCAAGCAUGUAGCUUCGAUAUUGCUCGAUGAGAGAAAAAAAGAUUCAAGGGUUUUCUAUGGGAAUGACGACUUUUAUGUGCUUUUGAGGCUUCACCAGAUCCUGUAUGAGAGAAUUUCGUCAGCUAAAACGAAAUGCGCCGGCUGUGAGAUGAAAUGGAAAAAUUCGAAGGAUUCCAGCUCACCUGAUCCUUAUGCAAGAUUUUUGAGUGCACUGUAUAGUUUGCUUGAUGGAUCAGCUGAUAAUACCAAGUUUGAAGAUGAAUGCAGAGCUAUUCUCGGAAAUCAAUCAUAUGUGUUAUUCACGUUGGACAAACUGGUUUACAAAUUGGUUAAACAGCUCCAAGCUGUCGUAGCUGAUGACAUGGACAAUAAGCUUCUUCAGUUGCAUGAAUACGAGAAGCUCCGGAAACCUGGAAAGCUUGUGGACUCAGUCUAUUACGAAAAUGCCCGGGUUCUUCUUCAUGAAGAAAAUAUUUACCGGUUGGAAUGUUCAUCAUUGCCACCUCGUCUGUCCAUCCAGCUUAUGGACAACAUAAUUGAAAAGCCAGAGGCAUAUGCAGUUUCUAUGGAUCCCGCUUUUGCCAGCUAUAUGCAAAAUGAGUUCCUCUCUGUUUCAUCCGGGAAAAAGGAACAACGUGACAUUGUGUUGCGAAGAAACAAGAACAGAUAUGCUGGUGUGGAUGAUCUUUCUGCGUUUUGCGAGGCCAUGGAUGGUGCUGAAGUCAUAAAUGGCCUCGAGUGCAAGAUCUCAUGCUCUUCAUACAAGAUUUCGUAUGUAUUGGACACGGAAGAUUUCUUCCACAGGAGGAAAAAGAGGCGAAACUCGCCUCAGGGGAAUGACCGGGAUAGAGUGGAAAGAUUCCACAGGUUCCUCACAGCCUCAAGAUGACAAACAAAAGCUCCAUUUGUCGGGGGGGUUUCCUCUCUUGUUUCACACACAACAAAGGUAACUCUCUCAGUGCUUCUCAGUCUCACUUGCCUUGAGACAGGCAGAUAUACAGCUGGGUAAAGUGUAUGUGUACGUCUUGUAUUGGUCUGAGGUUAAAAUGUUACGUGUGUACGUAAGAGGUGGUUUGUAAAUAUUUAGAGGGCACAUCAUAAUAGACAGAACAGGAGUAGGUUUGUUCUUGUUCUUAUACAUGUUUGGUCCUUGUUAUUUUCUUUUGAGAAAUUGUAUAAAAUAUUAUAUUAUUAUUAUCAAGGAUGGAACUUUCUGAUUUUAA
Tarenaya hassleriana is the source of this 4798-nucleotide messenger RNA. Its product is annotated as paired amphipathic helix protein Sin3-like 2. Gene Ontology annotation, cellular component: histone deacetylase complex; chromatin. The transcript is spliced from 23 exons. NCBI's taxonomy places the organism in Eukaryota, Viridiplantae, Streptophyta, Magnoliopsida, Brassicales, Cleomaceae. Gene Ontology annotation, biological process: negative regulation of transcription by RNA polymerase II. Bases 301 to 4464 code for a protein of 1387 amino acids. The record is from RefSeq and is a predicted model, not a curated record. Gene Ontology annotation, molecular function: transcription corepressor activity.